Messenger RNA from Pocillopora verrucosa, 1392 nucleotides. The record is from RefSeq and is a predicted model, not a curated record. Lineage: Eukaryota; Metazoa; Cnidaria; Anthozoa; Scleractinia; Pocilloporidae.
AUGAAACUUUUUGGACCUAUCAAAAUAAUUUACAAAAAGGGAGGUUUUGUAGUGUGCCAAUGUUCAGGGACAGGGAGUAGGAUGUUCAUGUCAUUGCUAGCAUGUACUGAAGUUGAGGAGGAUUUGGAAGAUGAUCAACUGUCAUGCACUCAGGAAAGCGAUGAACACUAUUUUGCUGACACAGAGGGUUACUCAAGUGUUUCAUCUGAAACUGAUAGUGCUUUGUCUGAUUCAGAAAGCUGGGAUGAAUCUUUAAGUGAUUCUUCACUUUCAUUCUCCUGGGUGAAUUCUAGAUCAAGCAAAUCUCAAGAAGCCAUUCCUGAAACAGAAUCAACCCAACAUUCACACAAAGCUGUUAACAGUAAACUUGAUGUGAGCCAUGAAAUCCUAGCACAGAUGACAGAGGGUUUCACCGGUGAGGAUAGCAUUGGUGACCAUAAAUGUGUUGGAAGUGCUGUCCGUCAUAAAUGGAACACAUCUUUACCAGAGUCAAAAAACAUUGAAGAAAAUUGUGAAAAAGAUGACCACAUUGAAAUGCAGGAUUCAAGUCAGGAAUGGGCUUUCUAUUCUGAGGCACUUCACGGAUUCAAGUCAGGAAUGGGCUUUCUUUUUGAGGCACUUCACGCAGAAAAUGCUAAACCAAAAGAUUCAGAAUCAAUUCUUUCUGUAAUUUCAAACCAGCAGUCAGCAACACAUGCUGGACCAACUACUCAAUCUCAGGCAGCUCAAUCUCCCGUAAGCAACCCUUUAUGGAAUGGAGACAGCAAAUUAAACAUGGCCCCUCCACAGUGUAGUGAUGAGGAAAUACACUCAGGUCAGGAAUGGGAAGAAUCAGGGGAAGGUCUCGCCAGUUGGUUUGAUCUUUGUGAGAAUGAAGAUGCUGGAAAGAAUAAGCAUUCAAAAUGGGAAAUGUCAUCUGUUGAACCAAAUAAGACUGAUGGAGGUGUGGAGAAAGAUGUCUUUGAUUCAGAGGAAGAAUUAAGCCAAGAACAGGGGCUCUUUUGUGAACAAGGGAACUCGCAUGUUCACCUAUCAUUACCAGAUGAUACCUCUGUUCAGAGUCGUCGUCCUGAAGUGAAAAAAAAAGAGAGCCAGAACGGAGCUGAUGUCAACAAAGAAGGAUGGAACACUCCACUCAUUGAGGCUGCAAGAAAUGGUCACACUGAUAUUGUAAGGUUGCUCAUAGAGAACGGAGCUGAUGUCAACAAAGGAGAAGAGAUUUUCGGGCACACUCCACUUACUGAAGCUGUAACUAAUGGUCACACUGAUAUUGCCAGGUUGCUCAUACAGAACGGAGCUGAUGUCAACAAAGGAGGGGUACGUUGGAAGCAUAAAUCGUAUAUGUUAAGUCAGAGUAUCUCGAUUGAACCGGAACUGAAGAACCAUCUAUAA